Molecule: messenger RNA, 1264 nt
Organism: Rhizophagus irregularis DAOM 181602=DAOM 197198
Lineage: Eukaryota; Fungi; Glomeromycota; Glomeromycetes; Glomerales; Glomeraceae
Cellular component (GO): cytoplasm
Molecular function (GO): 2-dehydropantoate 2-reductase activity; NADP binding
Source: RefSeq, a predicted model, not a curated record
AAAAAAAAAAAUAUUUUUUUUUUCUAGAAAAUGGUAGCAAUUGCGAUAUUGGGAUGCGGAAAUGUAGGAUUUUAUAUCGCAUCUCAUCUAAUUCAUAACAAUCAUCACGCAUUUAAUAAUCCAUAUAAUAACAAUAAAAUUCUUUGUGUCGGACGCCAAAGACUUUUGGAUGAACUAAAUUUAUCCAAAAAAUUAACGUUAACUAAAUUAAAUAAUUUUACAGAUAUUGAUACCGUUAAGGAAAAUAAUUAUUUAUUAAAAGAAAAUGAUAAGAUUGAGGCUGAAGACGAAAAAGAUGAAUACGAAGAAAAAAUUGUUAUUUUAAGGGAUGAAAUUUUUUAUGAAACUGAUUUAAAAGAAUUAAUUAAAUUUAAUCCUGAUUAUGUCAUCGUAACAUUGAAAUCCAAUCAAAUUUCUGAUGUAUUUAAUGAAUUAAAGGAUUUGGAUGGUAAAACUACGAUUGUUUCCAUUCAAAAUAGCUUUCAUAAUGCUGAAAUAAUUAAACAAUUUUUACCAAAUACUACAAUUAUAAGGGGUUUAUUAAACGACAUGACCGUAACUCAUGAUUCCUCAUGUCACUUUAUCCAACAAUCAUCAUCUUCAGGAUCUAUAGUAUUAGAAUCUAUUCCGGAGACUUUACACUUUCAAAAAAUACUUGAACAAAAUGAAUUACCGUGCGUAAUUUCUUACGAUAUAGAAGAUUUGAUGUAUUUUAAAUUACUCAUCAAUUUAAAUACAUCAUUAUUCGCGUUAAGUGGAUUAUCUUAUGUUGAAUACCUUCAAGACAAUAAUUUUAGAGAAAUUUAUAAGAAAUGUAUAUUUGAGGGGUUAAAUGUAUAUAGAUUAAAUGGAAUUACCUUUAGUGAAAAUUUAUUAAUGAAAAAUUUGGUAAAAUGUUUAGGUUAUGUACCAGAAUGGGUGAGUGAUUUGGCUUUAGAACAUUUUUUGAUUACGAAAAAGCGAAAUCUUAAUUCUAGUAUGGUUUAUGAUUUUAAAUCGGCGAGAAAAACUGAAGUUGAGUUUUUACAAGGUGAAAUCGUUAAACUAGGUGAAAGAAUUAGAAGUAAAGAUAAUCAAAGAGAGGAUGUACAACAUGAAAAAAGCGUGGACGUGAAAUAUAAUAGAGGGAUUCUUAAUUUGAUUAAAAUCAUAGAAAAUCAUAUGAUAGAAUCUAAAAAAGGUUGGGAUGGGAAAAUUAGUGAUAAAGAAAUUUUGAAAUAUAUCGAAACUGGGGAAGUACCUAACGUCUUGUGAGGGAAAUUCU